GAGAGGAGGAGACGCGCUGGUGCUACGAGUGCGGGACGGGCGUGGUGGGGGAGCCAGACUGCGUGGAGUUUAUGGCGGCGGGAACGUGGACGGCGUUCUGGAGGCAGUGCGCGGGGGACGCCCUCUGCGUGAAGACUGUUCCCGGAUGGAACACGACGGACGAGAGCCGGGCGGUGCGCGGCUGCACGCCCCAGCGCAGUCUCCGAGGCAGCAGACACCAGGACGGCUGCUGGACCCACCCGAUCUCGUCGUUCCUUCACCUGCUACUGCUCCACGGACCUCUGCAACGCCGCCCACGCCCCCACGCCCACGCUGGCGCUC
Penaeus vannamei (Pacific white shrimp) is the source of this 321-nucleotide messenger RNA. NCBI's taxonomy places the organism in Eukaryota, Metazoa, Arthropoda, Malacostraca, Decapoda, Penaeidae. The record is from RefSeq and is a predicted model, not a curated record.